AUGUGGACCCACAUUCGACCAUCAUCGGUCCUCAACCGGACAUCGUUCAAGCCGACCAGCAUCAACAACAGGAUCGCUGCCCAGGCUCGCUCGUACUCCUCAGCGAGCGACAGGAAACCCAAGUCGGGUGGGAGCGUCGACUCGGACCCCGAUCACCAAAUUUCAACUUCACCCACCAGCGAUAAGAGCGCAGAUCCCAAGCCGAUCGUCAUCUCUGGCCGUGGGCGUCGCGCAGGCCAUCGCUCGGCCCAGUCAACCCCAUCCAAGCAGUAUGGCUUGUUCCCCAAGCUGGCCCUACCCUUCAAGCCUCUCUCCUCCAACCAUCUAGCCCAUCUCAGACCAACAACCCUCUUUCUCGACCUGUUCUUCUCCCUCCAACGGCCCUUGCUAGAGAUCGAACUCGGCCCAACCGAGCGUCGGUCGAUCACCUUCGAGUCUAAGCAGUCCAAGCAGGAGCUCGAGACCGAUCUAGAGCCCUCAUCCUCGAUCGAAGACUCGCCAGACGACCUUGACUAUCCUCUCAUCGCCUCCGGAUCCCCCUCUGAUCCCGCCUUCAAACCUCCUCACCCCUCCUCUGCCCGUCCUGCCCCAGACGACAGCGAGCUGGACAGUCAGAUGUGGUCGACCAACGACCCGUAUAGUGCCUACCUCAUCGCCGAGCCAGAUGGGGUCCAUCCAGCCUGGUCAGACGCCCUCAAGCGCUGUCUUGCUAACUCUCAAGCCUUCGUCCCACCUCCCGAGCCGAAGCCUAAGCAGCCAGACACCCGCGAUCAUCUCCAGACCCGUCCUCUAUCUGCACCCAAACCAGAUGCCCGAUCCGCGGAACGGGAAAGUCUGGGAACAUUCCAAUCCGAAAAGGAGGCCCAGAUGGAUCGUGAUCGGCAACGAGCACUCAGGUUCCUCAACCCAUACGGCUUAGCAGCAAACAGCAAGACCGAACAGAACGCCGAGCAACCUGCCUCAGAAGACCUGGGUGCUUCUUCGUCCAGCACGGGUGACAGCAACCGGCUCCCGCAGGACCAGCUAUCGUUGACCAUGCAAGCCGCAAGGUUCUUACAUUCAGGCAUGGUGUCCAAUCGAUGGCCAAGCGCUGUGAACUGGGCUGCCAUCGAUUCCCGAUUGACGGCGGCGGCGGAAAGCUACAGCGAGACGAAGAGUCGACCGAGCCGGAAGCUGCAAGACUUCACGGCCUCCUUCCCACCGAUCAGAGGCCAAGACCGGGCGAUCAACUCUGGCCGUCGGGGCCGGACCAGUCACUCCAGACAGCGGAUCUCGUCCUUCCAGGGCGUCACCCCCGCCGGGCAGACGUUCUCGUUCAACACCGAACAGUUGACUCAGAUUAUCAAGUACAGUCAAAGGAUCAUCAAGGAUAAGCUCGCUAUCGAGACCAUCCCUAAGUCGAUCCUCCAAAACCUCGAGCGCUUCGGGGAGUUCUUGAUCCACAAACAUUUCAAAACUCGGGAUCCUCAUCAGAAGCCUUCGAAAUCGAAUGCUGGCAUCGGCGCUUCAAUGCCAAUGGUCAUCAUCGACCCUUCCGCUACCCUCCAGCAAUCUCCUUCUGAUCACACUGGCACUGGUCUUGUCAUAAACUUGGACAGCGUGUUUAGAAAGAAGAAGAGGAAGAUGAAAGUUCACAAAUAUAAGAAGAGAAGAAAAGCUAGGCGAACGUUGAAGAAGCGACAAGGGAAAUAG
This is a messenger RNA of Puccinia triticina, 1692 nucleotides long. RefSeq lists its product as uncharacterized. Lineage: Eukaryota; Fungi; Basidiomycota; Pucciniomycetes; Pucciniales; Pucciniaceae. Gene Ontology annotation, cellular component: mitochondrion. Gene Ontology annotation, biological process: mRNA processing. The transcript is spliced from 2 exons. The record is from RefSeq and is a predicted model, not a curated record. Bases 1 to 1692 code for a protein of 563 amino acids.